AUGGAUUAUCCACAAAACCCCAUUGAUCCCUGCCUCUUUCUGCCUCAAAACUCCAUCGAAGCUUUAGAUUUGCUCAAAGCUUCAGGUAUUCUGCCUCUCUUUGCCAGACUCAGACCAUCUAAGCUUCAGACCUCCAUCAAAGCUUCGGACCAUCAUUCACUGCUUCAGACCAUCGUUUGCUGGUUCAAAUUUGAUCACUCCUCUCAAUACCCAUUUCGCCUCUCACUCCAAAUCCUCUGCCAUGGAACCACCACAACCACCACCACCAAAAUCCUACUAGCGAUUCAGCAAACAAGACUUUUUCCCAGCACCCUCCUUCCAAAACCUCUCCACAACGAUGCUGGCCCAAGUAUAGUUCUUUCUUAUGCCACUUCAGGCCUCUCUACGUUGCUAUCAGUAUUCUGUUACACUGAAUUUGCUGUGAAAAUACCUGUGGCAGGUGGGUCUUUCUCAUUUCUUCGAAUCGAGUUGAGUGAUUUUCUUGCUUUUAUAGCUACGGAUAAUAUUUUACUAGAGGCCGUUGUUGGUGCUGCUGGGUUAGGGCAUUCAUGGUCUUCUUAUUUUGCUAUUAUGAUAAAAUCUGAUGCGAAUUUCCUUAGAAUUUGA
Ilex paraguariensis (yerba mate) is the source of this 606-nucleotide messenger RNA. The record is from the annotation of a GenBank genome assembly. Lineage: Eukaryota; Viridiplantae; Streptophyta; Magnoliopsida; Aquifoliales; Aquifoliaceae.